This is a messenger RNA of Indicator indicator, 669 nucleotides long. It is a transcript of the gene OVCA2, whose product is annotated as OVCA2 serine hydrolase domain containing. Bases 16 to 669 code for a protein of 217 amino acids. The transcript has a single exon. Gene Ontology annotation, cellular component: nucleus; cytoplasm. NCBI's taxonomy places the organism in Eukaryota, Metazoa, Chordata, Aves, Piciformes, Indicatoridae. The record is from RefSeq and is a predicted model, not a curated record. Gene Ontology annotation, biological process: response to retinoic acid.
GGGGGGUUGGCUGCCAUGUCUGAGGGGCGGCCUUUGCGGCUCCUGGGCCUGCAUGGUUACCGGCAGAGCGAACGCCGCUUUCGCCAGCGCACGGGCGCUCUGCGCAAGGCCUUGCGUGGCCGCGCGGAGCUGGUGGCUGUCAGCGCGCCGCACCCCGUGCCCGGAAGCGGAGAGGACGACGACGGGGAUGACCCCCCCCGCGGCUGGUGGUUCUCUGGGCCUGGCACCUUUGAGGCAGGGGAGGUGGCGGCGGCACCAGCGGGGCUGGAAGAGUCGCUGUCGGCCGUGGCGGUUGCGCUGAAGGAGCACGGACCCUUUGACGGGCUGCUGGGCUUCAGCCAGGGCGCGGCGCUGGCCGCCAUGGUGUGCGCCCUGCGAGCCCGUGGCGACCCUCGCUUUCCUGUGACCUUCGCCAUCCUGGUAGCCGGCUUUGCCAGCCGCGCCCCAGCCCACAGCCACUUCUACCAGGAGCCCAUCGCCCUGCCCACGCUGCACGUCGUGGGCGAUGCUGAUGCUGUUAUCGCUGCCUCCUUGAGCAGGGAGCUUGCCCAGCAUUUCGUGGAGCCUGUUGUCCUCACCCACCCUGGUGGGCACUUCGUCCCUGCUGCUGCACCACAGAAAAAGGCAUACCUGGACUUCUUGGACCGGUUCCGCCAUGGACGGGGAUAG